This is a messenger RNA of Thelazia callipaeda (thelaziosis nematode), 2157 nucleotides long. Lineage: Eukaryota; Metazoa; Nematoda; Chromadorea; Rhabditida; Thelaziidae. The record is from the annotation of a GenBank genome assembly.
AUGCAUAUUCAUUUUCUUAUUGAUAUUAUAUUUAAGAUGGCAACACUAUAUCAGCAUUUAGCACCUAACGAUCUAUCAGCUACUUAUCAGUUUCAAGAAAUGCAAGCGUUACCAGCUCAAAAUUUAUCAUUCUCACCUCAGUCAAUGCCUUUCACGCAACCUCAAGGCACUGUAUAUUUUCAACCGCCAUAUAUCUUUCCAAGUGGAUUACCUCAGAUGACAGUUGGCGAAAUGUUCAACAUGCCUCAAGCAAUGGAAAAUACUUCAAUGGAAAUUGUAUCUAAUGAUAAUUCUCCUUUACAAGGUUUGCAUUCUACAAUGUCGGAAAUGCAAACAAAUGCGAUGUAUUAUCCGCAACCCCCAACACUCACUAUUCCGUUCUCACCUGCGAUGCAAGCUUUGCCAUAUAUUAAUCAGUAUAUUCGUCCUGGACCAAUUCUUAUACUUUUACCACCACCAGUUCCAGAUGCCUCUACACCAGUCAACCCAAUGCUACAAGUACCUGUAUCAUCUACUUUUAAACCAGGAGCAGCAAUACCAGCACUACCAGCUUCAUUUGGAUCUUAUCCACAUUGGUCAACGACUAGUGCUACAUCUCAAAGUCCUACUUUAAAAAUUACUCCGCGAAAAGAGGCUUUCUCUAUGAAUUUGAACCAAGCACCUCACAAAAUCGUAAGCAUUGAUGCUUCCAAGAAUUCUUCGAAGGAAAAUUCUAAUCGUAACGAAUUGAUGUACAGAAAUAGAUCUGGUGGUCCAUCGUUGAAUAACUACCGUACUAAACUUUGUAUUAAUUUUAAAAAUGGUCAUUGUUCGUACGGAGAUAAAUGUCGAUUUAUACAUCAACAGCCAAUAGAUGACUCAAUGAAAACGAAAUUCUCUACAAAUGCUCCUGCAUUCGUACCCAGAGCCAAUUUAAUUCAUACUAAGCAAACAAGCCCAUCAGCUUCAGUUGAAGUACCUGCAUCUAAUCGUUUGUAUAGUUCAACUCCUGUAUCGUUGCUAACAAAAAGUCCAGCAAAUGGAUUAGAUUUGAAGGAAACUGUAGCGACACCAACAAAUCGUCGAGUUUCAUAUCGUCAUGAUUUCAGUGCUGUAAGAGAAAAAAAAGGAUUAUCAAUGGAUCAAGCAUUAAAUUUUUGUGUUCGUGUUGCCGUUGCUACUGCUGCUUCAGUUAUUGUAAUGAAGAUGGUAUUAAAAUAUGUCGAUCCAAAUCAUGCUAUCAAUAAAUUAGCUAGAAAAAAGGCAAUACAAGUUAUGAAGGCUCUUGGAUUGGAUCCAUCGAUAGAGUUAAACGAACAUGAACUGCGUAUAGCAACACAAUUUGUACAUUGUGAUGACGGUGCCGAUUGGUGUGAUAUUGGUGGUUGUCGAGCAGUAAUUGAAGAAAUUAAUGAUCGGAUAAUAAUUCCUUUGAAGAUUCGUAAUGUCUAUAAGAAGUUUGCGAUAUCAUCAAGUCUUUUAUCACCACCUAAAGGAGUGCUUUUAUAUGGUCCGCCAGGAUGUGGAAAAACUUUGAUUGCUAAAAUUAUUGCUCGAGCAGCGAAUGCUCGUUUUAUUAACCUUCAAGUUUCAUCACUGUGUGACAAGUGGUAUGGUGAAUCACAAAAGCUUGCGGAUGCAGUUUUUUCCGUUGCUCAGAAGUUCCAGCCUACGAUCAUAUUCAUCGACGAAAUUGAUUCAUUUCUGCGAGACAGAAACACUCAAGAUCAUGAGGCUACUGCAAUGAUGAAGGCUCAAUUCAUGUGUCUUUGGGAUGGCUUUGCAUCAUCAGAUGAUGCUAUCGUCGUGCUUGGAGCAACAAAUAGACCAAAUGAUGUCGAUAGCGCUAUUUUACGCCGAAUGCCCGCACGUUUUUAUGUUCCCUUACCUAAUUUAGAUUCUCGGAUAGACAUAUUAAGGGUUUUACUUAAAAAUCAACCUGUAAUGCCUGAAAUUGAUUUUGAAAGAAUAGCAGAAUACGCCUCAGAAUUAAGUGGUUCUGACUUGAAGGAAGUUUGUCGAUUGGCUGUUUCUUCACGCGUGAAAGACGCGUUUCUUAAAGGAGAGGACUUAAAUGACGAAAAUACCCGGAUAGUUCGUGAAACAGAUUUAAUGCAGGCCGUAAUAAAGUAUAAGCAAACCACGCAAAUUUCUGGUCUCAGGGGUCGAACCUCUUGA